Phodopus roborovskii (desert hamster) is the source of this 1913-nucleotide messenger RNA. It is a transcript of the gene Mau2, whose product is annotated as MAU2 sister chromatid cohesion factor. The transcript is spliced from 19 exons. Gene Ontology annotation, biological process: maintenance of mitotic sister chromatid cohesion; mitotic sister chromatid cohesion. The record is from RefSeq and is a predicted model, not a curated record. Bases 16 to 1863 code for a protein of 615 amino acids. Gene Ontology annotation, cellular component: chromatin; SMC loading complex. Lineage: Eukaryota; Metazoa; Chordata; Mammalia; Rodentia; Cricetidae. Gene Ontology annotation, molecular function: protein binding; double-stranded DNA binding.
GUUGUGCAGGCCAAGAUGGCGGCACAGGCGGCGGCGGCGGCGCAGGCGGCGGCGGCAGCGGCUCAGGCAGCACAGGCCGAAGCGGCCGAGUCGUGGUACCUGGCUCUUCUGGGUUUCGCCGAGCACUUCCGCACGUCCAGUCCGCCCAAGAUCCGCUUGUGCGUUCACUGCCUGCAGGCUGUGUUUCCCUUCAAGCCGCCUCAGCGGAUCGAGGCCCGUACGCACCUGCAGCUCGGCUCCGUGCUUUACCACCACACGAAGAACAGCGAGCAGGCGCGCAGCCACUUGGAGAAGGCGUGGUUGAUAUCACAGCAAAUCCCACAGUUUGAAGAUGUUAAAUUUGAGGCGGCAAGCCUAUUGUCAGAGCUGUAUUGUCAAGAGAACUCUGUGGAUGCAGCAAAGCCACUGCUGCGGAAAGCCAUUCAGAUCUCACAACAGACACCAUAUUGGCAUUGCCGCCUGCUCUUCCAGCUAGCCCAACUGCACACACUGGAGAAGGACCUGGUAUCAGCCUGUGAUCUCCUGGGCGUGGGGGCUGAGUAUGCCCGAGUGGUGGGAUCUGAAUAUACACGGGCACUAUUCCUGCUCAGCAAGGGGAUGUUGCUGCUGAUGGAGCGCAAACUGCAAGAGGUGCACCCACUGCUCACGCUGUGUGGGCAAAUCGUGGAAAACUGGCAGGGCAACCCCAUCCAGAAGGAGUCCCUUCGUGUCUUCUUCCUGGUGCUGCAGGUGACCCACUACCUGGAUGCUGGGCAGGUGAAGAGUGUCAAGCCAUGCUUGAAGCAGCUGCAGCAAUGCAUCCAGACCAUCUCCACACUGCAUGAUGAUGAGAUCCUGCCCAGCAACCCUGCUGACCUCUUCCACUGGCUGCCCAAGGAGCACAUGUGCGUGCUCGUCUACCUGGUCACAGUGAUGCAUUCAAUGCAGGCUGGCUACCUAGAGAAGGCACAGAAGUACACAGACAAGGCACUCAUGCAGUUGGAAAAGCUCAAGAUGCUGGACUGCAGCCCCAUCCUGUCAUCUUUCCAAGUAAUCCUGCUGGAGCAUAUCAUCAUGUGCCGUCUCGUCACAGGUCACAAGGCCACUGCACUACAGGAGAUUUCUCAGGUCUGCCAGCUGUGCCAGCAGUCCCCCCGGCUCUUCUCCAACCAUGCUGCCCAGUUGCACACACUGCUGGGCCUGUACUGUGUCUCCGUGAACUGUAUGGACAAUGCAGAAGCCCAAUUCACCACAGCCUUGAGGCUUACCAACCACCAGGAGCUAUGGGCCUUUAUUGUGACCAACCUUGCGAGUGUGUAUAUACGGGAAGGAAAUAGACACCAAGAGGUACUGUACAGUUUGCUUGAAAGGAUAAACCCAGACCACAGCUUCCCAGUAAGCUCACACUGCCUGCGAGCAGCAGCUUUCUAUGUGCGCGGACUCUUCUCCUUCUUUCAGGGCCGCUACAAUGAAGCCAAGCGAUUUCUUCGAGAAACUCUAAAGAUGUCAAAUGCAGAGGACCUGAACCGCCUUACAGCCUGCUCCCUUGUAUUGCUGGGUCACAUCUUCUAUGUGCUGGGGAAUCACAGGGAGAGUAACAACAUGGUGGUGCCUGCCAUGCAGCUGGCCAGCAAGAUCCCAGACAUGUCUGUGCAGCUGUGGUCAUCGGCCCUCCUAAGAGAUCUAAACAAGGCAUGCGGGAAUGCCAUGGAUGCCCAUGAGGCUGCACAGAUGCACCAAAACUUCUCACAGCAGCUGCUGCAGGACCACAUUGAGGCCUGCAGCCUCCCAGAGCACAACCUCAUUACGUGGACAGAUGGCCCACCCCCUGUGCAGUUCCAAGCUCAGAAUGGACCCAACACUAGCCUGGCCAGCCUCCUGUGAGCCCCACAUGGCUUGUGUCCCCAAGUUGGACUCAACACUGGAGUUCUUGG